Molecule: messenger RNA, 1563 nt
Organism: Amphimedon queenslandica
Lineage: Eukaryota; Metazoa; Porifera; Demospongiae; Haplosclerida; Niphatidae
Product: transmembrane protein 135-like
Exons: 16
Coding region: 49-1347 (432 amino acids)
Source: RefSeq, a predicted model, not a curated record
GGCUCGUUAGUGGGUGGAGUAUCUCCUCCCACUACACUCAGAAUUAUAAUGGGGGCAAUAUUCUCUCGUCCUUCCCAAUGGAUAGUUCUAGAGGACGACUGCUAUGACGUUGGACACACCUGGUCUGCAUCAUGCACGUACAGUUCACUGGAGCUCUUCACCAUAGUCUUCUUGCAAGCAGCAAAAAUCUACUUGCCACUCUACAUAUUUGGGGACAUUGUUAGAAGAAAGUCUUUAAAGUUUUUUUUGACUCGUACGAUUUGGUAUGUCCUUAGAUCGUCUAUUUUCCUUGGCAUCAACGGAGGAGGUUUUGUCACAUUUAUAUGUUUAUUAAGGAAACUCUUUGGUCGGUUUUAUUUCCUGUCUGCUGGUUAUCUUCCUGGACUAUGCUCAUCUCUCUGUGCCAUAUUGACAGAAAGGAAAAGCAGGAGAGGAAAUCUCAGCACCUACGUUGCAACCAUUGCACUGGAGACACUGUACAGACUGAUGAAGCACAGAGGAUAUGUCCAGCCAUUACCUUAUGGUGAAGUUAUGUUAUUCUGUUUUGGAUCUGCAGUGCUCUUUCAUAGCUAUAAAUCAAAGGCGGCUGCAUCAAGCCUUACAGAUUUUCUAAUAGGAAUACUAUUUAAACCAAAAAUACCUCACAAGUUCAGGAAGGCUCUCCCAGGAAGACCAGGGAUUGUUCAUGAUGUAUUAAUGUUCAUUGCCAAUACUACAUUAGUUAGUUUAUGGAGCUUUGGUUUAGGAUAUGCUAUGCAGACUGUUCUAAAUGCAUUACAGCUAGGAAUGAGAAUUAUAAAGAAUCCUGCAGCAAGAAUAAAGCAAGUCCUUACAAAGCCGUACAACAGACACUUUAGUUCUUUUGUUGCGUCCUUUGCAGCAUCAUUCAAAAUCAUUAAUGCACUUCUUCGUCUUCUCUCUGUACCAAGGGAUGUCAGACUAUAUUUAUCAGGCUUCUUUGCUGGUCUAUCAAUGUUAUUCAUUAGGAGUAAUGCUAUGUCUCUAUACGUGUUUGUGAAAGCAUUAGAAAUACUUUACUUCAGAGGGGUGAGGGCUGGCUGGCUCUGGAGUCAUUACUAUGGUGAUGUUGUGAUAUACUCCAUCAGUACUGCAAUGCUGUUCCACUCAGCAUUAUUUGAAGCACAUAAUCUUAGACUUAGUUACUGGAGAUUCAUUGACAGGGUAACAGGACAAAGAUUAAGAGACCUUAAUUAUGAUAUAAUCGAUGAGUAUCAGACGGACUCAUCUCAACUCCUUCAUAUAAUUGAGGCACAGGAGCAGCAGGAGAGACGACAACAAAUGCAGCGAGAAAAUAGAACAAGAGGAGGAGAGAGAACUACUAGUUGAUAGACCCAAUCUUAGCUCAAUUAUUAAUGCAUGUACAUAUAUAUUUUGUCUAUCAUUGUGUGGUAAUCCUUUUUCUGUUUCUGUUUUGCUUUUUCCUUAUUGUUUAUUAUCACAGCAUACUACACAUUAUUAUCUGCUCUGUGGUUUUUUUAUAUUUUCUGUUUUAUUUCUUUUUCCCUUUUGGUGAUUUCCUCUUUGAAUCUUUACUGGCUGAAA